Cryptosporidium muris RN66 is the source of this 1107-nucleotide messenger RNA. RefSeq lists its product as uncharacterized. Gene Ontology annotation, cellular component: nuclear pore outer ring; Seh1-associated complex. The record is from RefSeq and is a predicted model, not a curated record. Gene Ontology annotation, biological process: positive regulation of TORC1 signaling; cellular response to amino acid starvation. Lineage: Eukaryota; Apicomplexa; Conoidasida; Eucoccidiorida; Cryptosporidiidae. The transcript has 4 exons. Gene Ontology annotation, molecular function: protein binding; structural molecule activity. The coding region runs from base 1 to 1107 and encodes 368 amino acids.
AUGGAUUUAAGUCUUCCUUGUGUUUUGGAAGAUCUAGAUGAGUUUGUUUUGGAAGUGGCACAUCAUGACUGUGGAGAUAGGAUAGCUGCAGCAGAUAUGAAAUGUAGAAUCCACAUAUUAGAUUUAUUACAUAUAUCUAAUAUAUAUGGUGAGGUAUUACUUGAAUGGAUUAAGACUGCUGAGUUAAGUAGUGAGGAGACAUUAGGAGCAAUCAGAAAAAUUUCUUGGUCUCCUCACAAAUUUGGUCAAAUAUUUGCUGUUGGAUUUUCAAAUAAAACUGUUUGUGUAUGGAGUGAAAUUAGACAUGGUUAUCAUGAUUCUUAUCACUUUGUAAGAAAUAGAAGUUUACAAAUAAAUGAAGAUUAUACUUUGGACAAUAAAGAAUUACCCUUAAAGAUGUGUAAAGAUUAUGCAUGGAAAUGCGUAGUAUCUUUUAAUAUAUUCAAUAGUUAUGUGACAGAUGUUAAAUUUGCACCCUCAGAAUAUGGGCUAAUUUUAGCUGCUUGUGACUCAUCAAAUAAGGUUGCGUUAUUCACUUGUAAUAAUAUCCUUACUAAAUCUAAUUGGGAUGUUGAAAUAAUUAUUUUAGAUGAUCAGCAAAGAUAUCAAUCUUUGACUGAAACACCAACAAAUAUCCCAACUUAUUUGGACUGGGUCCCUUUUGAGAGUAAUAUGGGACUUACAAUGGUUGUAGCUUCUGGAUAUUUUAUUUAUAUUAUAAGUUAUAUUGAUCAAUCUUGGAAAUGCCUAGAAACUAUUAAAGUAAAUGAAUGUGAUAUAAUUAGAGAUAUUUGUUGGAGUCCUUAUGUUUGUUGGAUUGAUUAUAGUCGUUUUGUAACAGUACAUAAUGAUGGUUGUAUAAUAUUAUGGAGAACUAAAGAUGUAGAAGAUUCUAAAGUUUCUCAUACAACUCUGGAAUAUGUAUAUAAAAAAGAAAUUAUACAAAUGUCUAGAUUAAAGAUUUCUAAACCAUUGUAUAAAGUAUUAUGGCAUAACUUAGGACAAAUGUUUACAACUAGUAGUUAUGAUAAAUCGCUCAAUCAUUGGAUUGUUAAUGAUUAUGGACAAAUGAUUGAUGUUACUGAAUUUAAAGAAAUUUACAUAUAG